GACAUUACACUUGAUCAUUUGCCGACUGUAACAAAGUCAAUGAAUAUCCAUCUUAUGUGGCUGAUAUUUCACAUUUGUCAAGUGGGUAUUGCGUCCACGUGUACCCGUCACUUGGUAGUACCAAAAAAUCAGUGUGUUAAACCGUUACUUGCUUGAAAGCGCAAAGCAUAAAUCCCCAAGUUUUCAAUCAAUGGACGGAGAUUUGCAAAGACUGUGGCCACUUAGCAUUGAAUGAGAUAAAAAAGCAGAGAAAACAGAGGAGUUGGGGAGAGAGAGAAAAGCUCUCUCCCUCCCAUUCACUCUCUUUCUAAAGUCUUCAGCUUUCUUUAAACCAAGCAAUCACGGGUGACUCCUGAUAUCUCUGCCUUUGAGUUCAUCUUUUUCCUACAGCCCAACCGAACCUAAUCUCCUGAUCCUGUUAGAAGCAACCGUGAAAACUCUUUUAUUGUUUUUUUUCCUUCUUCUCUUGCAAAGUCUGUAUUUUGCAUGAAUAUGAACCUAAUUUGGACGCACACAAUCUGUUUGUGAAUAUUCAUCUCUGUCUUGGAGAGCAAUCUCUCUUGAAAUGGAAGUCUGUUAUGUAGAAUCCUACUUCUUGCUCUCGAAAACUUGAUGGGUUGUCUCUGGUUUUGUGAAUUUAUUGAGCAAUUAAUGAAAACCCAUCUCUGUUUCUCUCUUUGUUUUGGAACCCAUGUUUUUGAAUCAGUUCAUGCACUUCCUGAAAUCAAUUCACACAUUCAGGAGGAAAACUCGUUUUGAUUGUUUGUUUUGACACAACCCCAUCUUCUGUUCCGCCACAAAGUGCUAUAAAGGAGCCUAAUUUGAACUUCGCAAAAAUGGCUGGCUCAUGUUUUCCUGCAUUUCGGCUUCGAAAAUCGAAGAGCAAGCCAUUACCGACUCCUUCCUCUUCGAAAACCCAGUUGGAGACUGAUACGGAGAUUAUGGAGAAGAAGAGGUUUGACAGCUUGGAAUCAUGGUCCAUGAUAUUGGACUCCGAGAACGUGGAGACUUGGGAGGUUUCGAAGGAGGACCAAGAGGAAUGGACGGCCGAUCUGUCGCAGCUGUUUAUUGGUAACAAGUUUGCAUCAGGUGCUCACAGUAGGAUUUAUCGUGGGAUUUAUAAGCAGAGAGCUGUUGCGGUCAAAAUGGUUAGAAUUCCAAACCAGAAAGAAGAAACAAGAGCCUUUCUUGAACAACAAUUCAAAUCUGAAGUUGCCUUACUUUCACGUCUCUUCCAUCCCAAUAUAGUACAGUUUAUUGCGGCUUGCAAGAAGCCCCCAGUUUACUGUAUCAUCACAGAAUAUAUGUCACAAGGAACUUUGAGAAUGUACCUCAACAAGAAAGAGCCAUACUCACUUUCAAUUGAAACAAUAUUGAGGUUAGCUCUUGACAUAUCCCACGGAAUGGAGUAUCUUCAUUCACAAGGGGUGAUCCAUAGAGACCUCAAAUCCAAUAAUCUGCUUUUAAAUGAUGAAAUGCGGGUUAAGGUGGCAGAUUUUGGCACUUCGUGUUUAGAAACACAGUGUCAAGAAGCCAAAGGAAACAUGGGAACUUAUCGUUGGAUGGCACCAGAAAUGAUCAAGGAAAAACCUUAUACUCGGAAAGUAGAUGUGUACAGUUUUGGGAUUGUGCUGUGGGAGCUCACUACAGCUUUGCUUCCGUUUCAAGGAAUGACCCCUGUGCAGGCUGCAUUUGCUGUGGCUGAAAAGAACGAGCGGCCUCCAUUGCCGGCUAGUUGUCAGCCAGCACUGGCACAUCUCAUAAAGCGCUGCUGGGCAGCAAACCCAUCGAAGCGACCAGACUUCAGCUACAUUGUUUCUGCUUUGGAGAGGUAUGAUGAGUGUGUCAAGGAGGGCCUUCCUCUUACAACACACUCAAGACUGGUCAGCCGCAACGCCAUUCUCGAGCGCUUGAAAGGUUGUGUUUCCAUGAACUCAUCUAUACCUGUACAUGCCUGAAUCCAUUAAGAAGGUAAUAUGGCAUUCAUCUUCCAUCUUUAAGGUACCUUCUUAGUAAAUUAGUCCCUAAUUAACAACUUGUUGAUAUUGAA
This is a messenger RNA of Tripterygium wilfordii, 2050 nucleotides long. RefSeq names its product serine/threonine/tyrosine-protein kinase HT1-like. The transcript has 3 exons. The record is from RefSeq and is a predicted model, not a curated record. Gene Ontology annotation, molecular function: ATP binding; protein kinase activity. Gene Ontology annotation, biological process: protein phosphorylation. Bases 837 to 1958 code for a protein of 373 amino acids. NCBI's taxonomy places the organism in Eukaryota, Viridiplantae, Streptophyta, Magnoliopsida, Celastrales, Celastraceae.